This is a messenger RNA of Drosophila grimshawi, 1166 nucleotides long. RefSeq names its product D-beta-hydroxybutyrate dehydrogenase, mitochondrial (gene sro). Gene Ontology annotation, molecular function: oxidoreductase activity. Bases 71 to 1084 code for a protein of 337 amino acids. The transcript is spliced from 3 exons. The record is from RefSeq and is a predicted model, not a curated record. Lineage: Eukaryota; Metazoa; Arthropoda; Insecta; Diptera; Drosophilidae.
GCCUUUUGUUUUUUGGCUCCAGCCCAACGCGCAGACUGCGUGUGUCAGUUGAUCGAGAACCAGCAACGAUAUGGGUAGCUGUGCUCAACUGCUGGGCGCCUUGAAGCGCACCCUGGGAUUGGGCAGACGUCAGCUGAACGUUGGCCAGCGUCAAGUUGUCCUGGUCACGGGCUGUGAUUCGGGUUUGGGCCACUCGCUGGCCGUUUACUGCUACAAGUCACUUGAGAUGACCGUCAUCUGUUGCUGCCACAAUCUGCAGUCGCAGGGCGCACGACUGUUGCAGCAAAUGAGCGCUGAGACGGAGACGAAGCAACAGCAACGAUUGCACACCUGGCAACUGGAUCUGCUGCACCCCGCUUCCAUAGAGAAGGUCCAACUACAGCUGGACGAGCUGUUGCACAACACGGACUACGAGCUGAUGGCGUUGGUCAACAAUGCUGGUGUCAUGUGCUUUGGGGAAUUUGAAUGGCAACUUCCGUCACAGAUUGAGCAGCAGAUCAAUUGCAAUCUCUUGGGCACGAUGAGAUUAACCCGACAACUGUUGCCGCUGAUCCGGCAACAUUGCGGACGCAUCAUCAAUGUGACCAGUCAUUGUGGCUUUCAGGCUCUGCCCGCUUUGGCGCCCUAUGCUGCCUCCAAGGCAGCCAUCCGCACCUGGAAUGAUGCGCUGCGCAUUGAGAUGCGACAAUACGGCGUCGAGGUGGUCAACUUUGUGCCCGGCUCGUUUGUGUUGGAUAGCAAUAUUGCUGCACGCCAGCAGCAGCAUGCUCAGCAAAUGCUGGAUGGAUUCAACGAGGAACAGCUGGCUCAUUAUGGCAACUACUUCCACAGGUUCAAUGAGUAUCUGAGCAUUCUAACGGGCUUCAAGCAGCCCAAUCAGCUGCGAGAUGAUGACCUGCUCGACAAGUUCAAGGAUGCUCUAACGAACAAGCAGCCUCAUUCUCUCUAUAUACACGAAACUUGGCGCUAUAGAAUCUAUCGUUGGCUCUUUAAGAUAACUCCUGCUCCUCUAACGGAUUGGCUCACGGUGCAGUUCUGUGCAAUGCCCAACUAUGAGUCCAGCAAGAGCAAUUCAUUCAAAUAGGAAUGGAAAUAGUAAUGAAGGUUGGUGGCAAUAAAGACAUAGAGGAUCCCUUAAGGAUUCAGAAUACUUUGGUUGAUGCAAA